UUGCACGGGCAUACAGACAGACUAUUAUCUAGUAGAUGUUUCUGUGUGUAUGUUUGAUCGAGUCCGUGCUCAAUGUAGAAAACGAGUUGUGUGAAGCCGAUUUGAGAGUAGACUGGACCAUCUAAUCCAUCGAUCGUCUACAAAGUGCACUUCUGAUUCCGGUUGGUUAGUUAAGCCACAGACCAGGUUAAGCCCAUUGAUUGAGCCCAAACAAGAAGGAAGAAGAUACAGAAGAAAACCACCCCACCCAUCAAUCAUCCACAAGCUCGCACGCCCCCUCGAGCUCCAGAUAGUGUACAUCGGUACCCAAGCCUCGUCCUCUUCAUCCUUGUUGUCCUCACAAGACAGGCCUGCAGACCUUGACAAAGUGAAAAACCAGAAGAAAAUAGGGUUGCAAUUGUUGGAUGGAUAACUGAGCAAUGUCAAUCCAUGCUCGUUCAUGGGUUGGUUCAUGUUGAUGAGCCCUGAAAAAGAAUCGUGGUCGUGGUCGUGGUCGUCGUCCUGAUCUUGAUCCGCGUCCGCAUCACCCUCGUCAGUGAACUCGAGAUCAGCCUCGUGAAUAGCCACGAUAACAACAACGACGACUACCAUCUGAUUGUGCAUACAGACAUCCUGCAAUGUUCAGUGUUUGAGUCGAAAACAACACGAGAUUGAGAGAUAAUACAUACGUACGUACAUAGCUUGUACAUAGCAGUCGGUGGCCAGCCUGGGCCAAAACAUCACCAGCUGGACAGAAAUUGUUCAGCAAUUGUCAACAUUGGCUCCUGCUCUGAGCUCUGAGUGCUCUCACUCCUCCCUAGGCCCUUCAUCAUACUUAUCAAUCAAGGGUGAUUCCAGAUGGGUAAUGCCAAUUCCAAUGAUCGACGCAAGUCCCACGAUGCGGGCACGUCUUUCACGGCCCAUGAGUUGUUUAAAUCAACACGUGCCAAUCAAGGCAAGAGCUUUGAAGACCCGCUCAAUGGACCCGUGGCUAUCACGGCGGGUCGUCGUGAUGAGUUGCAGGGGCACUCUAUCCACAAUAAAGCAUCAUCGCGUCUUAACGGGCAUCGGCCACGGGCCACCACCGAAGGUGGACGACAACGUUAUCGCCAAGCUUCUGUAGGAGAGGGUGGCAAGUACGGUGAACACAAGGGCUUCACCAACGAGGAGAUUCAAGAAGAGAUUCGCUUGGGUAACGUUGGCACGGGCAAGAAGCGCAUGCCUACCAUCAUCAAAUAUAACAACAACAAUGCCAAGGAAGUCUAUUUAUGCGGCACGUUCAAUAAUUGGAAACGCCUGCCCAUGUCACGCUCUACCAAGGACUUUACGGCCAUUGUCGAUCUGCAAGAGGGUAACUACGAGUACAAGUUUUGGGUCGAUGGCAAAUGGGUGAACGACGCCGAAGUCGAGAAAGUCGAGCAUGACGAAGGCGAGGUCAACAAUGUAAUUCGUGUGCGAAAGGAGGACUUCAAUGCUUACGAUGCCCUUGAUAUGGACAGCUACACGGUGGAUCAGAUGAGCCGGAAAAAGAAGCGUUACCCGGUUUCAGAGGAAUACGGUCAAGAACCACCUACUUUGCAAUUACUGGAGACACGCACUGGACCACCCAUUUUGCCGCCGCAUCUCCUUCAAGUCAUUUUGAACAAGGACACGCCACUCUCGUGCGAGCCCACUUUGCUACCAGAACCCAACCACGUAAUGUUGAAUCAUCUGUACGCGCUUUCCAUCAAAGACGGUGUCAUGGUUCUGAGCUCUACCCAACGAUUUAAAAAGAAGUAUGUGACCACGUUGCUCUACAAGCCCAUGGGCCCAAGAAAGACUGAUUAAAGAGGUCGCCUUGGUCAUCAGAAGCAAAAAAAAAGGCUCGCCCUGAUCGGACCGAGGCUCAAGUUUCCUCCUAUGGAUACGGUGACCAUGCCCUUACUUAGCGAAAAGAAGCAAUACCACCCCGGUAUUGCACGUGGCUAGUCGAGAUGAUACUAAACUAUAUUCAUUAGACAGUUAGUCGUGAUCAUAGCAAAUUCGCAAUUUUGAAAGCCAUAUCGUAAUCAACAACGCAUGAGCAAGUUAUAGUGAAGAGCAAACCACGGUGCCAUGAAAUAUAUAUAUAUUAAAAGUUAGAGAAGUGGACCAACAAAGUCAAAAAGACAUAAAGAGACUUUGAUUUUUCUAUUUCCCGCCUGAUCAUGUACCACUUACAAAAAUAUAGAUUACACUUUCCAGUA
Tigriopus californicus is the source of this 2204-nucleotide messenger RNA. Its product is annotated as 5'-AMP-activated protein kinase subunit beta-1-like. Gene Ontology annotation, cellular component: cytoplasm; nucleotide-activated protein kinase complex; nucleus. Gene Ontology annotation, molecular function: protein kinase binding. The coding region runs from base 838 to 1806 and encodes 322 amino acids. Lineage: Eukaryota; Metazoa; Arthropoda; Copepoda; Harpacticoida; Harpacticidae. Gene Ontology annotation, biological process: signal transduction. The transcript has 4 exons. The record is from RefSeq and is a predicted model, not a curated record.